Messenger RNA from Triticum turgidum subsp. durum (durum wheat), 1359 nucleotides. The record is from the annotation of a GenBank genome assembly. NCBI's taxonomy places the organism in Eukaryota, Viridiplantae, Streptophyta, Magnoliopsida, Poales, Poaceae.
AUGGCCAUGUCCAAGCCGCAGCAGGGCGACCCCGCCGGCUUCCUCGACCUCGUCGGCCCGGACCUCUCCGCCUGCGUCUUCGCCCGCCUCCAAGACCCCGCCGACCUCGCCCGCGCCGCCACCGUCUCCCGCCCCUGGCGCAGAUUCGUCGAGGGGAACGGCUUCCUCAAGAAGGUGUGCGUCCGCAAGUUCCCGGAGCUGGCCGUCCUCACGGCCGCGGUGGAGGUGCGCAGAUCGCCCGACCCCGCCCCCGCCCCCGGGCCCAUCGGCGGCGGCGGCGGCGCCGAGGCCAACGAGCACAGGAUCUACUCCCACCUCUACGGCGCGCUCGUCGCCGCCAGCCCCCCCGUCGACUGCAUCCUGCACUGCGUCGGCGCCUCCAGCACCGACAACUUCCCCGACGAGACCAUCGACAACACCCUCGAGCCGCAGGACCGCGUCAACAACCGCUUCUCCUACUGGUCCAGCGCCGGACAGGACGACCCCGACGUCCCCGAGACGCUCACCUACAGGCUCGUCUCCGACAUCUGCGUCGUCGAUGAGAUCAGGAUACAGCCCUUCAAAGCUUUCUUUCAGAUUGGGCAUCCUAUAUACUCUUCAAAGAUGGUGCGGUUCCGGAUGGGCCAUUGCAAACUUCCUCGUCCAUCAGAGUCAUUUAUCACAGAUGAUGAUGAUAACCAAGCAGUAAUUGCUGAUGAAAACUACAUCUGGACUUACACCUCGCCUGAGUUCUUUAUGUUACAGGAAAAUAAACUGCAGACGUUUAAACUCCCGCACCCAGCCCUGUGCAUUGGUGGUGUAGUAAAGAUUGAGCUGCUGGGAAGAGUGCAGAAACAAGCAACAGAUGAUAGGUAUUACAUAUGCGUCUGCCAUGCUCAAGUGGUCGGGCGUUCGCUCUCACCAGUGUUCAUGGUCGACAUCAACGACUCGGCUGGCUACUCCAUCCUCAAGCACCUGCCAGAGGCCAAGAACCUCAGCGUGGAGGAAGUGAUGCAGGACAGCGCUAGUGACUCGCAGGAGUGGAAGGACGCUCUGGCCAGCUACAGGGAGACGGGGCAUCUGGCCACCGCCCUCAUGAACGUGCUCCACGAGGGGGCCGCGCACCCCGCGCAGGACGCGCAAGGAGAUGCGCCGCACUUCCCGCAUGGAGCGGCGCUGCUGCAAGAAAUCCAAGCAAUGCAGGGAGAUGCGAACCUCAUGCAGCAGCUGCAGGUGGAUGCGCAGCUCCUGUAUUUACUGCAGGACGGUGUGCUGCAACUGCAGGAUGAUGUGCUGCAAGAUGAAGAUGGUCUACAGGCCAUGGACGAAGAUGAUGAUGCGGACGGCGGCGGCGUGUCGGACAACGACCCCUUCGCCUAG